CUGGUAAGCCUCGAGGCAAUUUCUGCAGUAAAUAAAAGAGUACUAUACAGUCAAGUCAGAAGUUCUAUUUUUGUAUUCAAGUUAAACUUUAAAUUUAAACGAACAAGUAGCGAUUCUUUCAAAAUGUCUAGUGCUAGCAAUCGAAUGUGUUCACAAACACACGGACACAGAACAACACAACAUGCGUCAUCUAAUACAACACAGCAACAUACUAGGAGGCAGGAACGCACUUGGCCACAAGCGUCGAAUGCGUCACCAUCUAACGCACGUCAGCAGUAUACUAGAGAGACGAGAAGGAUGGACAGUUCAGGGUAUCACAGUUCAUCAUCUUUUAACACGUGGAUGGAGGAUGACUAUUUAACCGACGACGAAACAUUUCAACACGAUGAUUGUAAGUACAUGAGAUUUUCUGAGUACCUCGAUUUGGCCUACGACGAUUCCGACGAUGGUAAUAUUUACGAGUCCGAUGAUGACGAAUUGGUGGAUGAUGUUCAUGAGUUAUUUACGGAGUCUAGAAUCGGCUACAGUAGUGGAGCCAUCGUAACCGAUUUCAUGGUUUUCGUCGAGGACGGCGGAAUUUCAAUCAUAGACGUUUCGGCUUCAUCUAUAGUAAUCAAUCGAGCGCAGCGACGCCGAGGCAUCAGAAGACCGAAUUUAAAGGCUAAAACAAGAAAUGAAUGACUGUUGAAAAAACUAACAACAAAAAUUAUAAACUACAUUAGGAGAUUAUUUUGCGAUCGACCUGUGAUUGAUUGAACAUACUGUGUAUAGAAUGUUAGUUUAAUAUUUUAUUUUAAAGAUGACCAUCUCAAUUAAAGAAUAUUUUGAAAAGAAAGUUGUUUUUUUUUGUAUUUUAUAUCGUUAUAGUUUAUUUUAUUCGUCAUAACGUAUUGCAUUAUAAUAUUAAACAAACCAUGGACUUGGGUUCUAAUUAGUAUUAUCACAGCCCCACCAGUGAGACUGUUAUUGAACAUACAAUCCACUGCAUAAAAUUGAUAACCAUGCAUUCUAACAAAAUGUAUUUUAACAGAAUUGAAUAAAACUUGAUAAAAAUGCAAGA
Anneissia japonica is the source of this 1060-nucleotide messenger RNA. RefSeq lists its product as uncharacterized. Lineage: Eukaryota; Metazoa; Echinodermata; Crinoidea; Comatulida; Comatulidae. The record is from RefSeq and is a predicted model, not a curated record. The transcript is spliced from 2 exons. Bases 124 to 681 code for a protein of 185 amino acids.